Nymphaea colorata (pocket water lily) is the source of this 1274-nucleotide messenger RNA. Its product is annotated as umecyanin-like. NCBI's taxonomy places the organism in Eukaryota, Viridiplantae, Streptophyta, Magnoliopsida, Nymphaeales, Nymphaeaceae. The record is from RefSeq and is a predicted model, not a curated record. The coding region runs from base 499 to 1110 and encodes 203 amino acids. Gene Ontology annotation, molecular function: electron transfer activity. Gene Ontology annotation, cellular component: plasma membrane. The transcript has 2 exons.
ACUGAUUCAAGAAUUUCUCUUCUACUCAUCAAGAAUUUCCUCAGCUUUGGCGUUGUGGUUGAUUAACAACCAGCCAACAAAUCCAACCUAACAAUUAAAUGAAUCACCAGAGCCACCUUCCUUCCUCCUCUUCAUAUCAACCUCCAACUACUCCCUCAGAAUCCCAAUCCCAAGUUCAUCCACCUUAUCGGACGGCCGACAGACGUACUUGCAGCUCAUUCAACGGCCCAAAGGCGAUGGAUGCCACCAUCAUUUGAGAAGUGAAGGGGAAGUUCCUACAAGAGGAAAACAAACCAGAUUAUCCGACUUAGGUUAACUUCCAGUUUGAAUAACUGAAGGUGAUCGUACUCCUUUACAGGGCCAUCUUCUUGUUUAUGAUUCAAAAGUAUAAGAAAUGUGGCGCUUUGUCAUCUGGGCAGGCUCUUGUUCCUCACCAGAGCUUCUCUUUUUCUCCUCUGGGGAAGAAGGAAGAGAAGAGAGAAGAAGGGAGGAAGAGCCAUGGUGGGUAGCAACGUUCCACCGGCGUUGUUGUUAGGAGUGACCGUGGCUAUGGCCAUGGUGUGCUCGUGUGGAGCCACUUUCUACUUGGUGGGCGGCCUCGCCGGCUGGGACAUGAGCACUUACCUUGAUUCAUGGCUCGUGGGGAAGACCUUCUUGCCUGGUGAUAUCCUCUCAUUCCAGUUCUCAUCAUACUACGAUCUGCAUGAGGUGACAAAGGAAGGGUAUGAUUCUUGCAAUUCAAGCAAUGCCAUCUUCACCAGCACGACCGGGAACGCGUCAAUCGCUCUGGCACAGCCCGGCCCGAGGUUCUUCAUAUGUGGCGUCCGUCUGUAUUGCCUCUCCGGACUGAAACUGCAAGUAAACACGCUGGGCAAUGGUCAGCAGUCUGGUGGCCCUGCUGCUGCCCCUGCUUUAGCACCGCCUGUGGUUCAGCAGCCAGCCGGCGCCGGCGCCGGCGGCCUGAUUACUCCGCCCCAGGUUAACGGCAACCCCAGUUUUUCUUCUUCUGCCGCUGCUUCUGUUAAUGUCGGCGCUGUUCUAAGAGGGCUUGUUUUCUUGUGGGGGCAGUGGGCAGUUGGUACCCUUUCAUGGAUCAGUUUUCGGUUUUGAUCCAAGCUUGGUGGCUGAGUUUUCUUGGCUGUAUCUCUAAUUUUCGCAGUUACAAUCUCCCUAUCUCUGUCACAUACACGCACUUUGUAUUCGCUAGCUUCACCCCCUUUGAUGUAUAGAUCAAACGAUUGCAAAGACUGCCAAGUAAUGAAGUUAAUUCAGAA